GGGUUCUUCAUUUUUGACUUUCAAUUUCUUCAUCAUCUAACGUCUAUGUUCAUAGCAGCAGCAGAAGCAUCCAGGAAACUCACCUAACAAAGCUGGCAAUCUUCCUUUACAUACCUUUCUUUGCAUUUCUCCUUUAGCAGGCAGAUCUCUUCCUGUUAUUUCUCUCCUUUUCUUUCCCACAUCUAACAAAAACCCUUCAAGUAUCAGUCCAUUAAAACACCAGGUUUGGGGAUUGGAACUUGGAGGAAGGGAAAGCAGUGAAUAUGUCCCGAAAUAGUGUAAGGCAUCUAGACAAAGUUAGUGAGGGAAAAAACUUUGAUUGCAGCAUUGAGGGAAUUAAAAGCCUUCUUAAUCCACAUGGAUCCUACUCUGAAGAAUGGAAUAGGAUAUUUCUACUAUCAACCGUUAUUGCAGUCUCACUUGAUCCUAUAUUUUUCUACAUCAUUGUGGUCAAUGAAGAUAACAAAUGUCUUCUUUUGGACACCAACUUGGGGAUUGCAGCAAUUUGUCUUCGUUCAGUUAUUGAUUGCUUUUAUGUAAUAUGCAUUGUGUGUCGGCUUCAUACUGAUCUUUUUGCUCCUCUUCUAUAUCCAAGAGAUAAUUUAGUCAACAGAAAUGGCUGGAAAAUAGUGCGAAGAUAUUUGCUGUCAUGGUUAUUUCCUGUUGACAUGCUUGCAAUUCUUCCCCUCCCACAGGUGGUAAUUUUACUUAUUAUUCCAGCAAUGAAAGGUACAAGAUUUGUGGAUGCCAUGGACGUGUUGAAAUUUGUUAUUGUCUUCCAAUACAUGCCGAGAAUUCUUCGGAUUUAUCCAUUGUUUAAGAGGGACAAAAGAACUUCUGGGAUACUUUCUGAAGCUGCAUGGGCUAAAGCAGCAUUCAAUCUCUUUCUUUACUUGCUUGCGGGUCAUAACGAGAAGCAACAUGUUGGCAUGAUGCUUGUAGAAAUCAGACUGGAUGUUUCAUUUGGCCAAAAUCUACAAACAAGUUCAUAUAUCUGGGAGAACUGCUUUGCUCUGUUCAUUACAAUCUCUGGCUUGGUGUUAUUCUUAUUUCUUAUCGGAAAUGUGCAGAUUUAUCUUCAGACUAAAACAAUGAAAUUAGAGGAGAUGCGUUUGGCAACUCGAGAAAUAAAGGAAUGGAAACCCUUCAAAAAGCUUUCUAAUGCACUCCAGGGGGAAGUAAAUGAAUAUCAGCGCUAUAUAUGGCAACAAACCAAAGGUGUUGAUGUAGAGAAGCUGCUACAAAAUCUUCCCAAGGAGUUGACGACAAAAAUCAAGAGAGAGCUCUGUUUUGAUAUGCUCAACAAUGUGGAGCCAUUUAGAUCCAAGGGAGAAAAAUGGUUGGAUUCCCUGUGUUACUGUGUGAAACCAGUACUAUUCAUCGAGCGCAAUCACCUAAUUAAGGAAGGAGACAUCAUUAAUGAAAUGGUAUUUAUUGUGCAAGGUGAACUGCAAGUCUACAGCAAAAACAGUAACGAUAUAGGCCCUCUACAAGGAAAUUUUUGCGGAGAGGAACUUGUAGAAUGGGUUCAGGAUUCCCACUCAGCGCACCUUCCUGUCUCCACCAAGACUAUUCAGGCCCUUACUAAAGUGGAAGCCUUCACUCUACAGGCUGAUGACUUGAAACGUCACUGGGCAGCUGCAUUUCUUCAAUCAGUCUGGCGCAGGCGCAGUCGUCAAGAUAGUCGAACGGUUCAAAGAAGCUCUCAUGGAGAGAGUAAGUGGAGACAUACAGUCUAGCCGGAAGAUAGUAAGUGGCCCAUCAGAUGGUUUGACACCAUAUUGUAACCAAAAAAACUAAUUCAAUAGUUACAUAAGUCUUUACAUAUUUAAGUCAUUAUUUCUUUUCACAUUUCCUCAAUGUGAGACUUUAAUUCUU
Messenger RNA from Rubroshorea leprosula, 1878 nucleotides. NCBI's taxonomy places the organism in Eukaryota, Viridiplantae, Streptophyta, Magnoliopsida, Malvales, Dipterocarpaceae. The record is from the annotation of a GenBank genome assembly.